AUGCAAUCCGCCGCCGGACCGCCCGGCGGGUCCAACCCGAAGCGGGCGACCGGCCGUUCGCACCGCUCGGCCGGCGGGGCGAGCCCCGCGGCCCUCGAUCGCUCGCCCCGGGACGUGGCCCGACCGGCCCACGCGCACGUCCUGGCCUCUACCGCCGCUUUCGGCGGCGCAAUUUGCGCCUUCAUCGCUCUCUGGAUCCUCCUGGCACCCAUCGGACUCUUCCCGACGGUCGGAGGCACCCACUCCGUGCACUUUGAGUCAGACUCGCUCUUCGGCAGGCACGCUCUUCGGCAAAAAGCCAGGCUGCAGCGGGGCACUACCAUCGUGCUACGCUGUUGCAGCCUGACCUUUCCCACUGCUCUCGCGCUGGCACACUUCGGCCUUCCGCUGCUCGCGUUCGGCGAGCUCUUCUCCGCACUCCUGCCACGGCAGUUUGCCGGCACAGUCGAGCUGGAGUAUCCGCUUCUUGAUGCUUCUGCGGUCAAGCUCGACCUUAUAGCCGGAGCCAACCGCACCGACCACAGCCCGACCAGUAGCCAGGAAACUACCCCGCUGGGCGGGGGCCUGGUUGGGCUGUGCGAGGUGCGGCCCUCUCGGAGCCACGAGUUGUACAAGUUCAUUGACUCCGAGCGCAUCUUCUACCCGUCCGACGACUCGCUCCUGCCGGGACCCGGGCCGACCGGUACCGAAGGCAGUCGAGCACCAGGACGAGGAGGCGCCGUUCUGGCGUCGCCCGUCCCCAACAACUCCGACAUGGACAUCUUCGUUGGCGGCACGCCCGCAAACGAGACCAUCACCAGUCUCUUCUCGCGCGACGCCUCGUCGGCGGGCGGCCUCUGGGACCUCUCCGACCCGCUGGGACUGGUGAUGGCAAAGCUCCCGGGAGAUCUCUUACUCGCCGGCCUCAUGGCGGCUUACACCAAAAACGGCAUUUUCGCUUCCCUGUUCAUUUUACACAGCGUCUCCGCCGCGCCCAAGCCUUGGUACUACGCGCUCUACGUUCCAGGGUCUGGUUGGGGCGUCUUUUCCACGUGGGACCUCUGCGCAGCGCACGGCGCCGUCGGGGGCUCGAGGGCGCGCCACAAGAAGUACCGCGACAUCCAAGAGGCGCUCGCCCACAUCAACGUGCACUACCCAAUCCCGACCUCGACCCAGAUCCUACUCGACUUCUGGUACCCGUUUGAAGGGGAGGCAACGCCAGCCCAUCCCGGCGUCCUUCUCCAACCCGUCGUCCUGAGCCCCGGCACGGUCACCACCUACGCCCAGCCAGGCAACGGCAACGGCGCCGCUGCGUCGUCAUCUGCUGCGUCGUCCUCGACGGCAACCGGCAACGGCGCCACUGCGUCAUCGUCGGCUGCAUCGCCCUCGACCUCGCCCGGCGACGGCGCCAGCAUCGAAGAGCUCGAUCCAUCGACAUCCUCCCCCAUCGACCGGCCGCCGAGGCGCAAGCGCCGCGGCAAAGCGCGGACGACCUUCGGAGGUGCGGGCGAUCCCAAGGGCUCGUCCAAGGUGCUGAAGACACACCACGACGACACGUCGGACCCUUUGUCCUACGCCGACGCCACCGCUGGCAAGAAGCGUGACAAGAAGCGCGCCGCAUCGACUGCCCUCGACAAGGCGGCGGAGGAGGAAGCCCUUGCUAAGAAGCACAACGCAUCGUCUGCCCUCGACGAGGCGACGACCGACGACGAAGCCCUCGCCGCCGGACAACGCCUCGCCGACGCCGAGCGCGAAGGCACGGGCGACGACCACGAACCCGCCAUCGCCCCGGCGGACGACGGCGCCGACGCCGAUCCGGCAGACGCCGAGCAUGUCGACACCACGACGGAUGAGUCCACCUCGGAGGGCGACGUCGACAUCGACGAGGGGCCCAUCUCCCAGCGCCUCAAGCGCCGCGAUGGAAGCAAGCCCCCGCCGCCUUACAGUGGCCACGACGACGACGAAGAACCGUCCGACGAGGACGUCGGAGGAGAGAGCGAGGAGGGGAACGUGGCGGAGCAGGCGGGGGGAUCGCAAGCCGCCAGCAGCUCCAACACCAACCCACCUCGCCAAACCUUCUCUUGCUCCAUCUGCGCCCGAGACUUCAAGACAGCCAAGUCGCUCUGCACGCACUUCAAGACGCACAACUACACGCCCGUGGACCUCGCCUCCAGUGGGCUCACCAAGUGCGAGUGCUGCGCCCAGAUUUGCUGCCUCAUCCCCAACAAACUUCCGGAUGGCUCGGGUGGCAACGGGACGAGCAUGUUCUUCAACCACCUCUUGCUGCGGACGGGUUGCAGCGAGCUGCAGUCUCUGCGCUCAAAGGCGGAGGCCAGACCGUCGCUCGCGAUGGAGGUCAAAAUCUGGCCACGCGCGCCAGGCAAUCGCCUCUUGCUGUCCGGCAAGCUACAGGUUGCGGCGAGGCUACUCGAGGGUAUCCUAGAGAUGAACGAGCGAGCUGUCGUCGCGUCGUUCGAGCAGGCCCCUCUUGAGCUGCUCCGCGCGUGGCUGCGGCAUAAGUAUGGGACACAUGCCGUUGUCGUCAUCAACGGCAGCAUUAAGGCAGCGCGGCGUGAUCGGCUGUGCAGCUUGCUCAACGACCUCUCCUCGUCGUGCCGUGUCGCACUCCUAAGCACGUCACUCGCGGCUGGCCUCACUCUCGUCGGCGCCAACCACCUGCUACUUCUCUCGCCGCAGUGGAACCCAAUGGAGGACAAGCAGGUCCUUGGGCGAAUUCAUCGCCCGGGGCAGACACGUCCCUGCUUUCAUUAUCGAUUGGCGGCGUCGGGGACGGUGGAGGAGUCUGUUCUCUUGCGGCAGUUUGGAAAGCUCGAUGUCCUCCGCAUGCUGCAGGAGGGCAGGGCGCCAGCGCGCCUCCCGGCGGAUCUGAGCUGGGCUCGCGGCCGGCGGGCUCGCGCCGAGGCGACGAGGUGUCCAUAG
Molecule: messenger RNA, 2919 nt
Organism: Emiliania huxleyi CCMP1516
Lineage: Eukaryota; Haptophyta; Isochrysidales; Noelaerhabdaceae
Exons: 8
Coding region: 1-2919 (972 amino acids)
Biological process (GO): reciprocal meiotic recombination; double-strand break repair via homologous recombination
Cellular component (GO): nucleus
Molecular function (GO): DNA translocase activity
Source: RefSeq, a predicted model, not a curated record